GGUGGUACUCAGGUUCCUGUUCUCCACGCACUAUAGUAAACCCGCGAUGUUUUCUUGAAGGCUCCCGCGUCAUUGUGCUCGCAUUUCUCGUGCGGUUGUCGACUCGGAAAGUAUCCUCAACUUAUCGCCGGAUAACAAAAAUUUCGACCUUUGGACAUAUUAAAAUUUCCGUUGCAAAAUGAUGCGAAUUUUAGCCCUUUUGAUACUCAGUUCAAUCUGUGUCAUAAUCAAUGCUCAGGGAACGGCAUCUAAUGAAAAACCAUUUUUCGGCCAGACAUUUGAUGAAAUUGUCGUAUCGUCGGACUUAAAUGUCAGAAGGAAAUCAAAGGAAAAUCGUCAGGGCAAAAGAUUAUUGUCGAACGUGCCGUCAGGAACUACUGGUCCCCCAGAAAAACCGACCGCAAUUGCAUCCAGACUCGUUUCCACUGAUGGAAGCCGUAUAACGCUGGAAAAAAGAGAGAAACGUGGCAUUGUUACAGCGCGAAGGAGGUAUCUGGAUUUGGGCGUCGCGGGAUACUUGCUGAAAUCUAGGAAACGGUGAAAAUUUUACUCUGAGGACAACCGCACGACCCUCUACACCCUCAUCUGUGAUCACACCUCUUUCGACAAAUUUUUAGGCCACGGCUCAUGUAACAAAAAGUACAAUAAAAUUCUUCUGUGUCAUAACA
This is a messenger RNA of Cataglyphis hispanica, 668 nucleotides long. RefSeq lists its product as uncharacterized. The transcript is spliced from 4 exons. The coding region runs from base 179 to 541 and encodes 120 amino acids. NCBI's taxonomy places the organism in Eukaryota, Metazoa, Arthropoda, Insecta, Hymenoptera, Formicidae. The record is from RefSeq and is a predicted model, not a curated record.